AUGUUUGAGGUGCUUGCUGGAUCUGGUAAUUUUGUUACAUUUAUUUCGCCACCAGUCGAGCAAAAAUUGGAUGCCUACAAAGCGGACGAUCCACAAAUGGGUGAGGGUCCCCAAAAGGACCGCAGUCAGCUGAUCAUACUGGAUCGUGGUUUCGACCCAAUUUCCCCCGUGUUACAUGAACUGACCUUCCAGGCAAUGGCCUAUGAUCUUCUGGCUAUUGAGAAUGAUGUCUAUCGCUACGUAAACACCUCAGGACCGGAGGAACGAAUCAAGGAAAUCAUUUUGGACGAAUCCGACGAACUUUGGUGCGAGCUUCGCCACCAACAUAUCGCAGUGGUUUCACAACAGGUAACCAGCAAGUUGAAAAAGUUCGCUGAAGACAAACGCAUGGUUAGUGCGGGUGAGAAAACCUCGAUGCGUGAUUUGAGCCAGAUGCUGAAGAAAAUGCCGCAAUAUCAAAAAGAAUUGUCCAUGUAUUCCACGCACUUCCACCUGGCUGAAGAUUGUAUGCAAACCUAUCAGGAUCAUGCGAAUAAGUUGUGCAAGGUCGAACAGGACUUAGCUAUGGGAACCGAUGCAGAAGGCGAACGAAUCAAGGACCAUAUGAGAACGAUGGUUCCGAUUCUGAUCGAUGAAUCGGUGUCUGCCUACGACAAACUGAGGAUCAUUUACCUCUACGUCGUCCAGCGUUGUGGAACAAGCGAAGAAAACUUGAUCAAGUUGAUACAACACGCUCAAAUCCCGACGCCCCAGGCAAAUAUCAUACGAAAUCUGGCCAACCUGGGCGUACCAGUUAUCCAAGAUGCAGCUGGGGGUGGUAUUGGACGACGAAAGGUCCCACAGCCGUACUUACCAUCCAACAGGCGUCAGAAGGAGGACGGUCCACGCUAUCAAAUGUCUCGCUGGACACCAUACAUUAAAGACCUGAUGGAGGAUGCUUGUGAGGACAAACUUGACCCGAAACUAUUCCCCUGCUUCGGUGGUGGUCCCGUGCGGGGUCCGGGUCCCCGUGGUGGCGCUGCCUCAAUGUCAGCACGAUACGGUCAAUGGCACCGGGACAAAAGUCAGCAACCGCGUUCUGGGCCUAGACUAAUAUUCUUUGUUGUUGGGGGCGUCUCGUAUUCCGAAAUGCGUUGUGCCUACGAGGUGAUGAACACUGCAUCGGGAAAACAGUGGGAUGUGAUUAUCGGUGGCACACACAUCCUGGUACCUGAGGUUUAUUUGAGUGACUUGGAAAAGUUAUCCUAUCCACCGGGACAGGCCCCUGCUCCAGGUACGAACGUUGUUGUUGGGGCCGGCGGAGAGCCGGUGUGAGAUGUCUCUACCUACUAAUAUUUAUGGGUGCGCUUUCGCUCGAUUCAGUCAAUCUUCAUGGUUAUGAUUUGAUCCCACACCUUGUCGGUUAAUUUUGUUUAUUUGUGUGGAGGUCACUCAGCUGCCCAACUAGUCUGCCAGAUCAUCCUACUCAAUCGCAUUUGAUGUUGUGUCUUUACUCUACCUCUGCUACAGUCUAACUUUGCCUCCCCUAAAUCCACACACAGACACGCACGCACACAUUCACCCAUGACACUGUUAACAUUCACAACGAACCGCAUACGAAUGUGUCUCUGAUUUCAUUUUCCUGUUGCUUAUUGACUAAUGACUUAGGUCUCUUCAUCCGCACUAAGUUCCACCGGAUACCUCUGCAUUUCUCUCCUCGAGGACUACACACUCUCCUGAUUAUCCCACGCCCUCAACUCAUGAAGUGUAUACCUUAUAAAGCAUUCCGUUUACUUUUUUUGGAUUUCUCCUCUUGUCGUUUUUUUCUUUUUGUCUUUACAAUAUUUCGAGUUCAUUUGUUAUUUAUACACACAAAUUACGACUAUUGAAGACUGUCUUCUUGCCUC
This is a messenger RNA of Opisthorchis viverrini, 1886 nucleotides long. RefSeq lists its product as hypothetical. Gene Ontology annotation, cellular component: secretory granule; plasma membrane. The record is from RefSeq and is a predicted model, not a curated record. Gene Ontology annotation, molecular function: syntaxin binding. Gene Ontology annotation, biological process: intracellular protein transport; vesicle-mediated transport; neurotransmitter secretion. The transcript has 8 exons. The coding region runs from base 1 to 1314 and encodes 437 amino acids. NCBI's taxonomy places the organism in Eukaryota, Metazoa, Platyhelminthes, Trematoda, Opisthorchiida, Opisthorchiidae.